AUGGCACACAAAGGCCAUAAAGAGUUUGCUAGUCCGAAUACAGAGUGCGAUGAUUGCCACUUGGAUCUUCUUCAAAAAGAUCAGAAAACAGGGUUGCAUUCUUGCUCUAGCAUUAGAUAUAAGGAUUUGUUUGGAUUCGCCACUUCCAGCGAGAAUUUUCUUCUUUUCCUCGGGUUGUUACUUUCCGUUGUUUUCGGAGCUGCUUUUCCUGUAUCCAUACUAGUCUUCCGCUGGAUUGUCAAUGACAUAAUAAGCACUGUUGGUGUUUCAUACGUAGAAAUAUACCGCGCAUCUGUUUUGCUUGCUGUCAUAGCGGCUGCUGCCUUCCUGAUAUCCUUUGGUCAAGUAUGGUUCACAAAUAUAUAUGCUUCACGUGUUGUAAAGCGUACCAGGCAACUUCUAAUCCAAGCAGUAUUGAGUCAAGACGUAGCUUGGUUGGAUGAACAUGCCGUCGGAAGCCUCAUAGAUAAAUUAACUGAACACACAACUAAUAUACAUCUUGGCAUUGGGGAGAAAUUAAGUGAAUUUAUUCAGAAUAUUUCUAGUUUCUUUAUCGGCUUCCUUAUCGCAUUCGCGUAUGGUUGGAAGCUUAGUUUGGUUGCUUGCUCAUCAUUGCCAUUAGUCCUUAUUGGUUUCUCUUUAUUCGGUACUACUGUGAGACGCUUCACUCUCAUGGAGCAGGAUGCAUACUCCAAGUCUAGUACAAUUACUGAGGAAGUUUUGAGCGCUAUCCGGACAGUAAUUACUUUUUCUGGGGAGAGAAAAGAAGUAUUACGUUAUAGCAGUAAUCUGGAUAAGGCUGCCGCUUGUGGUGUAAAACAGGCAGGUUGGCUUGGAUUUGCUGGUGGCUUUGUUGGAAUGUCAAUAUACACUUCUACAGCAUUAGUAUUUUGGUAUGGAGUGACGUUAAUUCGACAAGGUGAAUAUGAUCCAGGAUCUGUGAUACUAGUUUUUCUUAAUAUCAUAAUUGGAAGUUUGUUUCUAGGCAGUGCCUUACCAAAUUUUCGAUACUUUCAUGUGGCUAAAGCAUCGGCGCGAGAUAUAUUUGAUAUUAUUAAACGUAAACCUUUAGUUGACAAGACAUCUUCGAAUAAACAACUUGAUGAUUUUAGUGGUAAAAUAACAUUUAACAAAGUUUCAUUUUCAUAUCCGUCACGUCGCGAAAAAGUGAUAUUCAAUGACUUUAGUUUAACUAUACAGUCAAAUGAAACAACUGCUUUUGUUGGUCCUAGUGGAUGUGGAAAGACUACAAUAACACAGUUGAUCGAACGAUUUUAUGAUCCAGAUAAUGGUCAGGUACUUUUUGAUGAUACAGAUUUGCGUGCAUUGAAUGUGAAUUGGAUUCGUUCCAAUAUAGGUAUUGUUCAACAAGAUCCAGUUCUAUUCACAGGAACAAUAUCGGAAAACAUUCGAAUGGGUUGUCUAAAUGAUACUUUAACUAACGAUGAUGAUGAUAAAAACAGUAUUAUAGAAGCAGCGAAAUUGGCUUAUGCUCAUGAAUUCAUUACAAAAUUGCCAGAGGGCUAUAAUACAAUGAUAUCUCGUACGAACUCUGAAUUGUCGGUUGGUCAAAAACAACGUAUAUCGAUUGCUCGCGCUCUCAUUCGUAAACCGAAAAUUCUGAUUUUCGAUGAGGCUACAUCAGCUUUAGAUAAUCAUUCAGAAAGAAUGAUUCAACGUGCUUUAGAAAAUAUAAAAAUUAAUCGGACUGUGAUUAUAAUUGCUCAUCGAUUGUCGACUAUUCGGAAUGCAAAUAAGAUUGUGGUUUUAGAUAAUGGUCGUAUUAGGGAGAUAGGUACCCACGCACAAUUAUCCUCUACCUCAGGAUUUUAUUCAGCAAUGCUAAAACUUGAGACACCUGAUAACGUUUCUGCUUCAAUCAAUGAUAAUAUGACUGAUUUACAAGCUGAUGAUACUAAAUUCUCAAACGAUGAUCAAUUGCUUCUUGACGGUCACACAAACAAUAAUCUAAGAAGUACCAACAGUUGCGUCAAUAAAAAUAUGAAUGUUUAUCAGGUUAACAAAGAUGAAGUUACUUUGAAUCUCUCUAGUUCGAAUGUAGUUAACAAACGAAUCACUGUGAUGUCAUCUAUGCUUCGUUUGUUGAAACUGUCUAGACCUGAAUGGAGAAGUGUAACGUUAGGAUGUAUAGCUGCAUCUAUAACCGGUGGAUUACAACCUAUAUUUGCUAUAUUAUAUUCAGAAAUUUACACUAUUUUUAGUCUAGUUCAAAAACCUGAUGAAAUGCAAAUUAGAGCUAAUUUAGUCACAGGUAUAAUAGCUCUUUUGGGUUUGAUUCGAUUAGCCAGUUCCACUUUUCAGGGUUAUUUUCUCGGUGUUGCUAGCCAAAAACUAACUAAACGUUUACGUCAAAAUUUAUUUGCAUCCAUGUUGAAACAGGAAAUGGCUUGGCAUGACAAACCAGAAAAUAAUCCUGGUAUUCUAUCAUUUAUAUUAACAUCGGAUGCAAAUAAAGUGAAUACAUUUUGCGGUACUUCACUAGGUCGUCUAAUCGAAUCAGCCAUACUGGUGAUAUUCUCAUUGACAAUUGCCUUUGUAUAUAACUGGAAGUUGACUUUGGUGGUAUUGGUUUUCUCCCCGGUCACUAUAUUAUCAAGUUAUCUACAGCUUCGACAAAUUCAUGUCAAUUCUAAUGUUAAUAAUGAAACUAUGGCUGCUCGUAUUAUUCACGAAGCUCUUAGUUCAGCAAGAACUGUAUAUGCUUAUGGUUUGGAGAAUUAUUUUUGUAAACAUUAUUCUACUGUAUUAAAUUUAGAAAUGACUGCUGGCAAUCGUACUUUUAUAAUUUAUUCAUUUAUCUAUGCCUUAGCCCAGUCAUUGCCGAUUUGUUCUUAUGCUGCUACAUUUUCUUAUGGAGCCUAUUUAAUGAGUUUAGAAGAAAUUAAUUUGACUGGAAUAUUCAAGUAUGGUUUUAUAUUAAUAUAUUUAUGAUUAGCUUAGUUAAUUGCUUAUUUUAGAGACAAUAUUUAGUGUUGAAGGAAUUUAUGAGUCGUAGACUGUUUGAAAUCAGCCUGAAGUAUUUGCCAAUUUACUUGACGAUUGAACUUAUCUUAAUAUAAAUAGUUUCUAUGACGGACUGAAUAGAAUAACAACUGAGACAUAACAACACUACACGCAUUAUAAUCAAUUAGAGAAGAUAGGACUUUGAAGAUAGCGUUAUAUUCCGAACAGAUGUCAAAAAUUGGAAUGAAACUACUCAGUUUAUAUGGUAAGACCAAAUAACCUUAGGACACAGUAAAAUUAGAAAACUAAAAAUGACAGCAACCAAUUGGAUAACAACAAACGUCAUUGUGAAAUAAUGAAUUUUUAAAAAUUUCACCAAAAUUAUUGUUUGAAGAGAAAACUAACAUGUGAUUCAUUGCUGGACAAAUAUCUGAACUAGCCUUGAUUAUCAAUCUGACUAUUGUAACUUAGGGUAUGAUGUUGGAGAUUUGUCUUUUAAUUAAUUAAUCACUCUCUAAACAACAACAGAGAUUACUAAGAUCGGACUAAUCUAAAAUCAUAUUUAACAACUUUAUUAGUUUAAAAUUAGCACUAUUUUUAUCAUAGUAAUAUAAUUGGGAAGCUAUUCAUUUGAAUAUGCGGUAAGAUUAUUGUGUUUUUUUUUUACAAAAUAAAAGAAACUUACUAGAAUGUCCUUCUUUUUAUCUUUAUUUGUGUGCUUAUAACAUCAGAACAAAAUAACUAUGAAUUAAUAAUGAAAACUGAACUACAAUUGAAAGCUUGCAAAACUUUAUUUUAACCUAUUUUCAUAUGCAACAGUCCAUGAAGUUAUUGAGUAUUGAACUCAACUUCGUUAGUAGGUACAAACCACCAGGUUGAGAUUUGCGCGAUUAUCCUGAUGCAUUUUUAGAGACGUUGUCUGAUAUACUGUAGAAUCUGUUGCAAUAGCCCAGUUGCAUUCGUUCUUUGUUUUUCCUUAGACCUUGAAUUUAAAAAUUAGCUUAUAGUUAUUUGUUUAAUUCCACGAUUUUAUUAUUUCUCAAAUCACAUUGUAUACGUCUAGCCGUUUCUACUACUACUACUGAUACUUACUAUUUCUACUACUCUGCCGUGUAUCUUGAUAAUUUCAUCUCCUUGUGGUAAUAUGGUGUGGCAACUUAAACUGAUGUCCCAGGUUCUAAGUUGGUUUUGACUGACUAGUCCAUAAUGACAACAACAAUCUCUAUCUGCAUAUUCUAUUAUAAUGAAGUAUCUCUUAAAAAAUUUUGGACCAAAUAGUUUAGUGAAUAAACCAUUCGACUUUUAAUCAGUCACACGUUCAAACCCUGCUUUAUUUUAUCCAGUUCGGACAUCCGAAUAACCUUCACAUUAAUAGUGUGACUCAAAGCCAUCAGUAAAUAUACGUGUAAUUAGUAAAUGAGUAACAGUAGUAUUAAGAAUUAUAGAUAUAUUGUAUCAUGAUUAUUAUGUCAUUCGAUAUUUUUAUAACAAAAAUUUAGUCCAAUCACUGUAACCUACGAUAAAUCGAUUGUACAAAUUGAUUAUAUUUCUAGAAAAGUCGAAUUUACUUGUGGUGGAUUGGUUUUUUGUGCAUAGUAAUUGAAUGCGCCACAACUUCAGUUUUUUAUUUAUUUAAUCUAUUGAUUAUACAUCUAAAAUGAUAUAAUCCUGAUCACACAACUUUUGUCUUUUGUGGAAGUCCUACUCACUGCCUUCUC
Messenger RNA from Schistosoma bovis, 4682 nucleotides. Lineage: Eukaryota; Metazoa; Platyhelminthes; Trematoda; Strigeidida; Schistosomatidae. The record is from the annotation of a GenBank genome assembly.